AUGAGUAAAAAACCAGCAAGUGCAGCUGCUGAAUUCUCCCCAGUUGAUACAGCAUCGGGUCAGCAUUCUACUGCAGAAAAGACUUUACACAAGCCACCUCCGCCAUUUCCUCAACGAUUCAAAAAACAACAGCAAGAUGGCCAAUUCAGGAAGUUUCUGGAUCUUUUGAAGGAUCUCCAUAUCAACAUUCCCUUGGUGGAAGCUUUGGAGAAAAUGCCCAAUUAUGUAAAGUUUUUGAAAGACAUUUUGACAAGAAAGAGGAGGCUUGGUGAGUUUGAAACAGUUGCUUUGACGGAGGGUUGUAGUGCAAUGUUAAAAAGCAAGAUGCCUCCUAAAUUGAAAGAUCCGGGCAGCUUUACAAUUCCAUGUUCAAUUGGUGGAAGAGAUGUGGGAAGAGCUCUAUGUGACUUAGGUGCUAGUAUUAAUCUAAUGCCCAUGUCAGUUUUCAAGAAAUUGGGCAUUGGAGAAGCUAGGCCAACCACUGUUACCUUGCAAUUGGCGGACCGUUCUAUGGCUCAUCCGGAAGGAAAAAUUGAAGAUGUUCUAGUGCAAGUUGACAAGUUCAUCUUUCCGACCGACUUCAUUAUUCUUGAUUAUGAAGCGGAUAGAGAUGUACCAAUCAUUUUGGGGAGGCCAUUUCUUGCUACCGGGAGGACUUUAAUUGAUGUGCAAAAUGGAGAACUUACCAUGAGGGUGAAUGAUCAACAAGUGACCUUUAGUGUUUUCAAAGCCAUGAAGUUUUCGGAUGACAUCGAAGAAUGCUCUAGAUUGAGUGUAAUUGAGACACUUGUGGCUGAAACUUUUCAUAAGGAAAUUCGCAAGGCUGAUUUAGGGGUGAAUAUCUUUGAAGAUGAUGAAGAAUUUAGCAAAGAGGAGGAGUCCCAAGUCACAUGGGUAGAGUCCAGCAAACCAGCCAUGAAAUUCAGCAAACCCUAUGAGUCUCUAAACCUAUCGGAAGGGAAUUUCAAACCUCCAAAGCCUUCCAUUCAAGAGCCACCGAAGCUAGAGUUGAAACCCUUGCCAAGUCACUUGAAAUAUGCCUAUUUGGGGGAAAAUGAAACGCUGCCAGUCAUUAUUUCAGCAUUGUUGGGAGCUGAAGCUGAAAGUUUGUUGCUAGAGGUGUUGAAAGAGCAUAAGAAAGCAAUUGGUUGGACUAUGGCUGACAUAAAAGGCAUUAGCCCGACAUUUUGUAUGCACAAAAUACUGAUGGAAGUUGGCUGUAAUAACUCUAUUGAGCAACAGUGA
Humulus lupulus (European hop) is the source of this 1245-nucleotide messenger RNA. RefSeq lists its product as uncharacterized. Bases 1 to 1245 code for a protein of 414 amino acids. The record is from RefSeq and is a predicted model, not a curated record. The transcript has a single exon. Lineage: Eukaryota; Viridiplantae; Streptophyta; Magnoliopsida; Rosales; Cannabaceae.